CAAAGCUUGCUUUUGGUUACCAUUCCACAACUUCUCCUCCCAUUAAAAGCUUUGACCAUAAGACAAUUUGCCUUGAACGAUUUUUCACAAAAAUUAUAUAUAUAUAUUGCCAUUUGGCGCCUUUGUUUCGUUAUCAUACUUGUGAAAAAUCUCGACGCGAUCCUCGUGACCACGUCAAAUAUCAUUGUUGACUAUAUAGCGAAUCUGUUUUUGAUCGUCAUUGGUUGCACCUGGUCAUCACUAUGGAUCAUCAGGUGGAUAGAUUAGUCGAUAAAAUCUGGGCAAAAUUGCAAGCCACUCCCGACAAUGCCCGUUUAAUGAUAGCAAUCAGUGGCAUCCCAGGAUCCGGGAAGACACAACUCGCCAACAUGAUGGCCAAUCGAAUCAAUCAGCUCUAUUCCUCAGAACACGCAAACUCCCCUCCCGUUGCAACAGCCCUCCCAAUGGACGGCUAUCACUACACACGGGCAGAACUCGCGCAGAUGCCGGAUCCCGUGUACGCCGUUGCCCGGCGGGGUGCAGCCUUUACGUUUGACGGCCACAAGUUUCUAACACUGGUACAGAAGCUCCGGGAACAGGUAACACCGGAGACUCUGAGCGUGUUUGCCCCCAGCUUUGACCAUGCGGUUAAGGAUCCUGUUGAGAAUGAUAUAGCCAUCCCUGCUACGUGCAGGGCUAUCUUCUUCGAGGGGAACUAUCUAAGUUUGAAUAAGGAGCCGUGGAAUGAGGCUGCGAGCCUGAUGGAUGAGCUUUGGUUUGUCGAUGUGGACUUUGAGAUUGCUCGGAAGAGAUUGAUUCGGAGACAUGUUCAGGCGGGGAUUGCGAAGGAUGAGGAAGAGGCAGACAAACGGGCGAGGGAAAAUGACCUGGUCAAUGGAAGGGAGAUUGUGGACUUCAGAAUGGAUGUUCAGGAGAUUGUUUCCAGCAAUUAUGAUUCUAUGUGGGACAGGUGAUGUGGAUUAUGGACAUCCAACAUUCGACAACCAACACCGUUAGCAUUUUGCAGACAGAAAGAGUAUUCUGCUUGUGAGUUUCUCUGUACAUUCUUCAUGAUAUAAAUACAACAAUCCUUGCUUCACGC
This is a messenger RNA of Aspergillus wentii DTO 134E9, 1081 nucleotides long. RefSeq names its product kinase-related protein. Gene Ontology annotation, cellular component: cytoplasm. The record is from RefSeq and is a predicted model, not a curated record. Bases 243 to 953 code for a protein of 236 amino acids. Lineage: Eukaryota; Fungi; Ascomycota; Eurotiomycetes; Eurotiales; Aspergillaceae. The transcript is spliced from 2 exons.